Molecule: messenger RNA, 2430 nt
Organism: Prunus armeniaca (apricot)
Lineage: Eukaryota; Viridiplantae; Streptophyta; Magnoliopsida; Rosales; Rosaceae
Source: the annotation of a GenBank genome assembly
AUGCUUUUCAAAGCUUUGCUUGUGUUCUUCCUCCUCCUCUUCCCAUUUUGCACAUCCAUUGACACCAUAGCAGUGAACCAGCAUGUGAAAGAUGGUGACUUUAUAGUGUCCAAAGAAAACAACUUUGAAUUAGGCUUCUUCAGCCCCGGCAAUUCGAGCUCUCGCUAUGUUGGAAUUUGGUAUGCUAAUAAGUCUGACAAGGCAGUGGUUUGGGUUGCAAACAGAAACAACCCCAUCAAUGAUACCUCUGGCGUCCUCACCAUCAACAGGUAUGGAAAUUUGGUUAUUUAUGCACACGAUAUUGACAGCUUUUCUAUUUGGUCCGCAAAUGUGUCUCUUCAAACCACAAGCACUUCUGUAGCUCAGCUUUUAGAUACAGGAAAUUUAGUGCUUUUCCCGGAUAGUACUAGUAAAAGUGAAAGCUUUAUAUGGCAGAGUUUUGACUACCCUACAGAUACUCUACUUCCCGGAAUGAAAGUUGGGUUGAAUUGGAAAAUUGGGUUGGAAUGGGUCUUAACAUCUUGGAAGUCCCAAAAUGACCCUGGAACUUGGAACUAUAGCUUGAGGCUCUUUUCAAACCAGACUGCUACGCCCCAAUAUUUUCUGUAUAAGGGUGUGAGCAAAUAUUGGAGAAUUGAUCCAGGGCCGUGGCCCGAUUUUGUGAGUAGUAAUGAAGAAAUGUAUUUUUUGUUUGUGACUGAUAACACCUCUGUAAUUAGAUGGGUGUUGACGGAUUAUGGGUUCAAUCAACAACUGAGAUGGAGUGACGCUGUUAAUCAAUGGGAGGAACUAUGGGCUGCACCAAAAUACCGGUGUGACCAAUAUGGACAGUGUGGUGCCAACAGCAAAUGUAGCCCUGACAACGUUAAUAUGUUUGAGUGUGAGUGUCUACCAGGGUACGAACCAAAAUCUUUGAAUGAUUGGAACAGGAGAGAUGGGUCAGAGGGGUGUGUUAGUAAGCGAAUUGGGCUGCCAGAAUGUGGGAAUGGGGAAGGGUUUGUGAAGGUGGCACGGGUGAAAGAGCCAGACACAACAAAAGCAGCACAAUUGUUGACAAGUAUUAGUGCCAAUCAGUGUGAGCAGGUGUGCUUAAGCAAUUGUUCCUGCACCGCGUAUAUGAGCAUAGAAGGGGAAGGCCGCAUUGAUUGCUUGGUAUGGUAUGGUGAGUUGCUGGACAUUUUAGUCCGCACAGAGCUAGGACAAGAUCUGUAUGUUCGUGUGGACAAAAUGGAAUUAGCUGAGAAUACCAGAAAAUCGAAAGGUUUUCUCAAAAGGAGGGUUUUGCUGGCUAUUCUAAUAGUGGCUGUUCUUCUGGCAUUGGUACUAAUCAUUGUGUUUGCCUGCUGGUGGCUUAAUAAAAAGAGGAAGAUAAAAGCUACAGACAACUUCUCUCCUGUCAAUAAACUUGGCCAAGGUGGUUUUGGCACUGUUUAUAAGGGUCAGCUACCAAAUGAUCAGAAGAUUGCUGUAAAAAGACUCUGCAAAACUUCAGGACAAGGAAUUAAAGAAUUCAAAAAUGAAGUUGCGCUGAUUGCCAGACUUCAACACAGGAAUCUUGUGAAACUUUUAGGAUGCUGUAUACAGGGAGAGGAUAGGAUGUUAGUCCUUGAAUACUUGCCAAACAAAAGCUUGGACUUCUUUGUUUUCGAUCACUCAAGAAGGUCCUUGUUGGAUUGGAAAAAGCGGUUUGAAAUUAUCAAUGGGGUUGCUCGUGGGGUUCUGUAUCUUCACCAGGAUUCAAGGCUUAGGAUUAUCCACAGGGAUCUAAAAACCAGCAAUGUUCUUCUAGAUGCUGAGAUGAACCCAAAAAUUUCAGAUUUCGGAAUGGCAAGAAUAUUCCAUGGGGACCAACUGCAGGAUAAAACCAACAGAGUUGUUGGAACAUAUGGAUAUAUGUCACCAGAGUAUGCAGUGUUUGGAAGAUAUUCAACCAAAUCAGAUGUCUUUAGUUUUGGGAUCAUAUUAUUGGAGAUUGUGGGUGGCAAGAAAAACAAUGGCUCUUAUCAAGAGGACCAUUCCAUGAACUUGAUAGGACAUGUGAGCAACACAAACUUUGUCAACAAUUUCCCCUUCCUGGUUACUACUCAUAUUCAUCCCUUUCUGAAAAUGUUACUGUCAACAACUACAGGUUGGCAGCUGUGGAGAGAAGAUAGAGCCUUAGAAAUUGUGGAUUCAUCACUACAGUCAUAUCAUUCUGAUGAAGUCUUGAGAUGCAUUCAAGUCGGGCUCUUGUGCGUGCAAGAAGAUUCAGAGGACCGACCAACCAUGUCAGCCGUUGUAUUUAUGUUGAGUGGUGAAGCAUCUCUACCAUCUCCUCAGCAGCCUGCAUUUGUAUUCAGAAAAAGUUCCCGCAGUGGUGGUUAUCUAUCAAGUUCACAAGGAUUAUAUUCUGUUAAUGACUUGACAAUAACUAAAAUUGACGCUCGAUAA